AUGGAUUUCCUUUUGGACAGCCGGCCUGAGCAGGAGGCACUGGGUGCUGUCUCACCCACGUUCGGGGAGGAAGAGGAGGAGAAGGACCUGAACAAGGCUUUGGGCGUGGAGCGGUUCGAGGAGAUCCUGAGCGACACACACCCCCGCAACCGCAAUGCCGAGGAGGCCGGGCGCAGCUAUGGCGAGGAGGACUUUGAGUACCACCGCCAGUCAUCCCACCACAUCCACCACCCGCUGUCCACCCACCUGCCCCCUGAUGCCCGCCGCAAGAAGGGAGGAGUGCCAAAGAAGGGCAAGAAGAAGCCACGUUGUGCUUCGGUGCCCGGUGAGACCCCCACCAUCGAGGAGGCUGAAGAGGAUGAGGAUGAGGCUGGUGACACUGAGCCUGAGCCCUCGGCUGAGGAGCUGCGGCCGCCUGAGGCAGUGCAGUUCUUUCUGCAGGAGGACGAGGUGCCUGAGCGGCGGCCCGAGGAGCCGGCGACAGCCCCGGCACUGCCCGUGUGCCCCCCAGAUCCCCGGGAGUCCACAUCUCCCCGGGCAGGCAGGUGAGUGAGCCCUGGGCAAUGCCUGGGCUCAGCUGAGGCUGAGGAGGGGUCCUUGGCGGGGCGAGCAGGUGCCGCUGGCGAUGCUGGAUCCCCCAGCCGGCCUAUGCCCAAGGCAUCGCAGCCAGGGCACCGCAGCUACAACCUGCAUGAGCGGCGGCGCAUCGGCAGCAUGACUGGUGCGGAGCAGGAGCGCUACCAGAAGAUGCCAACGGAUGAGUCAGAGGCGCAGACACUGGCAUCGGCUGACCUGGACUACAUGAAGAGUCACCGCUUCGAGGAUGUGCCAGGGGUGCGCCGGCACCUCGUCCGGAAGAGUGCCAAGGCACAGGUGGUGCACGGCAGCAAGGACCACAAGGAGCCCAGCACCCGGCAGCGCAAGCAGGACCGACAGCCCCAUGAGGUGUUUGUGGAGCUGAAUGAGCUGGUGGUGGACAAGAACCAGGAGCUGCAGUGGAAGGAGACUGCGCGCUGGAUCAAGUUUGAGGAGGACGUGGAAGAGGAGACGGACCGGUGGGGGAAGCCACACGUGGCCUCCUUGUCCUUCCGUAGCCUCCUGGAGCUGCGCAAGACCCUGGCCCAUGGGGCUGUGCUCCUCGACCUGGACCAGAAGACGCUGCCAGGGGUGGCCCAUCAGGUGGUGGAGCAGAUGGUCAUCACCGACCAGAUCCGGGCCGAGGACCGUGCCAACGUGCUGCGAGCACUGCUACUCAAGCACAGCCACCCGAGCGACGAGAAAGACUUCUCCUUCCCCCGCAACAUCUCGGCGGGCAGCCUGGGCUCCCUUCUUGGCCACCACCACAGCACCAACCACAUAGGCGAGGGCAGUGAGCCGGCCGUCACUGAGCCCCUCAUUGCCGGCCAAGCCGCUGAGCACGAGGUGCGGGUGGAUGUGGAGCGGGAGAGGGAGGUCAUCACCCCCACACCCCCGGCUGGCAUCACCCGCUCCAAAUCUAAGCAUGAGCUGAAGCUGCUGGAGAAGAUCCCGGACAAUGCCGAGGCCACCGUGGUGCUUGUGGGCUGCGUGGAGUUCCUGGACCAGCCCACCAUGGCCUUCGUGCGACUGCGGGAGGCAGUGGAGCUGGAGUCAGUGCUGGAGGUGCCGGUGCCGGUGCGGUUCCUCUUCGUGCUGCUGGGCCCCAGCAGCACCCACAUGGACUACCAUGAGAUUGGGCGCUCCAUCUCCACCCUCAUGUCUGAUAAGCAAUUCCAUGAGGCUGCCUACCUGGCCGAUGACCGCCACGACCUCCUGACGGCCAUCAAUGAGUUCCUGGACUGCAGCGUGGUGCUGCCGCCCUCUGAGGUGCAGGGUGAGGAGCUGCUGCGCAGCGUCGCCCACUUCCAGCGUGAGAUGCUGAAGAAGAGGGAGGAGCAGGAGCGGAGGCUGCUGCUGGAGCCCAAGUCCCCUGAAGAGAAAGCGCUGCUGAAGCUGAAGGUGGUGGAGGGCGAGGGCGAGGAGGACGCUGAUGACCCCCUGCGGCGCACGGGGCGCCCCUUCGGGGGGCUGAUCCGCGACGUGCGCCGGCGCUACCCACACUACCUGAGCGACUUCAGGGACGCGCUGGACCCCCAGUGCAUCGCCGCCGUCAUCUUCAUCUACUUCGCUGCCCUCUCACCAGCCAUCACCUUCGGAGGGCUGCUGGGGGAGAAGACGCAGGACCUGAUUGGGGUGUCAGAGCUGAUCAUCUCCACCUCGCUGCAGGGCGUCAUCUUCUGCCUGCUGGGUGCACAGCCCCUGCUGGUCAUCGGCUUCUCAGGGCCCCUGCUGGUCUUUGAGGAAGCCUUCUUUACGUUCUGCAUGUCCAACGAGUUGGAGUACCUGGUGGGACGCGUCUGGAUCGGCUUCUGGCUCAUCCUCAUCGUGCUGGUCAUGGUAGCCUUUGAGGGCAGCUUCCUGGUGCGCUUUGUCUCCCGCUUCACCCAGGAGAUCUUCGCCUUCCUCAUCUCCCUCAUCUUCAUCUAUGAGACAUUCUCCAAGCUGGCCAAGAUCUUCCAGGAGCACCCCCUGCACGGCUGCUUGCGGGACAACAGCACGGGGCCCGCGGCGUGGCGCAACAGCAGCACGGUGGAGGGUGGCGCUGCCAAGGUGACCGGGCAGCCCAACACGGCACUGCUGUCCCUGGUGCUCAUGGCUGGCACCUUCUUCAUUGCCUUCUUCCUGCGCAAGUUCAAGAACAGUCGCUUCUUCCCUGGAAGGAUCCGGCGGCUGAUCGGUGACUUUGGAGUGCCCAUUGCCAUCCUGGUCAUGGUGCUGGUGGACUACGGCAUCCAGGACACCUACACACAGAAGCUGAGCGUGCCCAGUGGGUUCUCAGUAACAGCCCCGGAGAAGCGGGGCUGGGUCAUCAACCCCCUGGGUGAGCAGAGCCCCUUCCCCGUCUGGAUGAUGGUGGCCAGCGGGCUCCCGGCUAUCCUCGUCUUCAUCCUCAUCUUCAUGGAGACGCAGAUCACCACGCUCAUCAUCAGCAAGAAGGAGCGGAUGCUGCAGAAGGGCUCCGGCUUCCACCUCGACCUGCUGAUCAUCGUGGCCAUGGGUGGCUUCUUUGCACUCUUUGGGCUACCAUGGCUGGCAGCAGCCACAGUGCGCUCUGUCACCCAUGCCAACGCCCUCACCGUCAUGAGCAAGGCUGUGGCACCCGGGGACAAGCCCAAGAUCCAGGAGGUGAAGGAGCAGAGGGUCACUGGGCUACUAGUGGCCAUACUGGUUGGGCUGUCCAUCGUCAUCGGGGACCUGCUGCGGCAGAUCCCUCUGGCCGUGCUCUUCGGCAUUUUCCUCUACAUGGGCGUCACCUCCCUCAAUGGCAUCCAGUUCUACGAGCGCCUGCAGCUGCUGCUGAUGCCCCCCAAGCACCACCCCGAUGUCUCCUACGUCAAAAAGGUCCGCACGCUGCGCAUGCACCUCUUCACCGGGCUACAGCUGGGCUGCCUGGCCGUGCUCUGGGCUGUCAUGUCCACCGUAGCCUCGCUGGCCUUCCCCUUCAUUCUCAUCCUCACGGUGCCACUCCGCAUGUGCCUGCUCAGCCGCAUCUUCACUGACCGUGAGAUGAAGUGUCUGGACGCAGCCGAGGCUGAGCCCAUCCUGGACGAGCGGGAGGGGGUGGAUGAGUACAACGAGAUGCCAAUGCCGGUGUGA
Messenger RNA from Indicator indicator, 3675 nucleotides. It is a transcript of the gene SLC4A2, whose product is annotated as solute carrier family 4 member 2. The record is from RefSeq and is a predicted model, not a curated record. Gene Ontology annotation, biological process: bicarbonate transport; transmembrane transport; regulation of intracellular pH. Gene Ontology annotation, molecular function: monoatomic anion transmembrane transporter activity; solute:inorganic anion antiporter activity. Lineage: Eukaryota; Metazoa; Chordata; Aves; Piciformes; Indicatoridae. Gene Ontology annotation, cellular component: basolateral plasma membrane; plasma membrane; apical plasma membrane. The transcript has 22 exons.